Molecule: messenger RNA, 1388 nt
Organism: Hyla sarda
Lineage: Eukaryota; Metazoa; Chordata; Amphibia; Anura; Hylidae
Product: intercellular adhesion molecule 5-like
Exons: 7
Coding region: 35-1309 (424 amino acids)
Biological process (GO): cell adhesion
Molecular function (GO): integrin binding
Source: RefSeq, a predicted model, not a curated record
UCCACUAGGGCCUGAAGGAGAGUUCCACUUCACUAUGGCUGCCCAUGACGAUGCGAUGAUGGACCAUCCAGCUUUCCUAAGAGCAGAAACGAGAUCCAAACAUAGACUUGUUGAUUUCUUCACACCAAGCUGCUUGCCUAUUGCCGAUUCAGUCUUCCCACUAACAACAGAUGACCUCUAUUUCACAAGCGCCUCAGUUUUGCUAGCAGUUUAUUCCACAGCCUGCAGCCCUGGAGCUGUGAUACAAGCAGAUCUUCCCGCUCCACCUCUGACAGCCGUCAAUCUUCAUUGGGAGUCGGACACUUCUUCUGUGACACCUCCCAGACCUUCUACAAAUCUUCUUACCAUGGAGGUCUCCUGUCUCUGGUCCCUUAUCAUCAUAACUAUUCUUAGAAUAUGCAAAGUACAUGCUCUUCUUCCAAUUCCCAUAAUAAGCAUGGAAGAGAAGGUAAAAAUCGAUGAAGAAACAAAGGUGACCUGCUCGCUGCCGGCCAGUGAAUGCCGAUGUCUGGAGGUGGAAUUAAGGAUCAUCACUGAGGAAAAACUCAAAAACUGUGUCUCUCACAAGGGAAAUUUCCCCAAUGUCACCUGCACACUGGAAGUCACCAAAGACAUGCACGAGGUGGAGUUAUCCUGCGAGGCUCACUUCCGGACCAAGAGCAAACCUCAAAAGCUGAAUAUUCAGACUGAACCUGAGUUUACAGACUGUCCCGAUAAGCUGGUCUGGAUAGAAGGACAGGAGAACAGCUUCCACUGUAAGGCCAAAGGAUACCCAGCUCCAACCGUGACCUGUGUGAAGGACAGCACUGUGUAUAUGGAUGGGGAGAAAUUCAUAACACAUAAGAACAUGUCCGGAGACUUCAACUGCAGAGCUGCAAACUUUGAUGUGGUGUCAAAGACGGUGACAGUGUCUGUGCAGUAUGAGCCCAAAAUAUCCCUCCUCAUCGUUGAACCAUCAGACGCAGUAGUGGAAGGGGAAAACUUGACUCUGAUCUGUGAAGCGGAUGCUGUGCCCCCUCCAUUGUACAGCUGGCACACCCCUACACCCCAACUUCUUUAUGAUCACGACAACCGGACCAUACAGAUUAAGGAUGCAAAGAAAGUACAUGAUGGAUUUUACAUCUGCAUUGCGCAAAACAAACACGGAAUCCAGAUGCGAAAACAGAAAAUCACUGUAAAUGAACCAGAGAUCGUUCCAGAAGUUGAUCUUGGCAAAUUAUCCAAAGACAAUGGCGCAGAUAAGAUGGGACCUGCGGACGUCGGACUCUUCACUGUGUUGAUAUUUUCAAGUUUCUACUAUUUGUUUUAAUCCCUUUGUAAACAUACAAAGCAAUGUGCACUAAUACAUUUUCUACAUAAACAAAAUGGAAUUAAACAUUCCUGUAAAA